Messenger RNA from Pseudomyrmex gracilis, 3691 nucleotides. It is a transcript of the gene Ent2, whose product is annotated as equilibrative nucleoside transporter 1. The transcript is spliced from 11 exons. Gene Ontology annotation, cellular component: plasma membrane. NCBI's taxonomy places the organism in Eukaryota, Metazoa, Arthropoda, Insecta, Hymenoptera, Formicidae. Gene Ontology annotation, molecular function: nucleoside transmembrane transporter activity. The coding region runs from base 561 to 2015 and encodes 484 amino acids. Gene Ontology annotation, biological process: nucleoside transmembrane transport. The record is from RefSeq and is a predicted model, not a curated record.
UGUCUAGUUAGAAGAGCUGUAACGGUGGUGACGAAAACCCCGCCGCAGAGAGUUUGUCGGCUCGUCGACCUGCUGAACUUCUAACCUCUGCAAUCUUGCGCAAUCUAACCUUACACAUAUCGUGCGGUACAGAAACAUGGUACGGCCGAUUGUGUGUUACGUCUCGAAGUGCUUCCCGAAUUUUCGAAUUUAGCUCGACUCGGUUAAACGUGGGUUUUUAUUUCUCUUUUGGCGCGCCAGUUUUUAGCGGUCAAAAGCGAACGUUGAGAUUGAUGGACAUUGGCACGUGAUUUUUUUUCUCACUACGAACCACCCGUUGGACGUUCCAUUAACGUCGAUCGCCGUAACAAUGUUUUGAAAAAAAAAAAAAAAAAAAAUAAGUUGCUCUUCAAAAGUCAAGCAAAGAGACAGGAAUCAUUGAAAGUUUGUAAGCAAAGCACAAAUACGGACAAAUUUUUGUAUUGAUAAAUGAACUGAGGAUUUAUAUUAAUUAUCAAAAAUAAGAGUAAUUACUUGACAGAGAUUUUUAUCUUGUAUAAAGAAAACAGAAAACCACAAACAUGGCAGGCACAUACACAAAGAAAGAGUUUGGUGUAGGGCCAGAAGAACAGACCCUGCUGAAGGAUUCCAAUGGAACUCGCAUAGUGCCUGUGAAAGGAUCAGAACCUGUACGUCUUUCACCGGGAUGGGAAGGUACAGGUAGGCCGGACGACGAAUUGAAUUUUAAAGGUGUUACAAUGGAUCAAGCCGAUCUUGAAUUAAAUCCUCCUAGAGAUAGAUUAAAUUUAGUAUUUUGCAUACUGGUACUUCAUGGAAUUGGUGCCUUGAUGCCAUGGAAUAUGUUCAUAACAGCUAAAAAUUAUUUUGUCAGUUAUAAAUUAUCUAAGGAUUACACUGGUAUAGAUACAAAUUAUGCGACAAAUUUUCUUUCAUAUUUGGGAUUUGCGUCGCAAAUUCCGAAUUUGUUUUUUAAUUGGCUGAAUAUAUUUUUGCAAUUGGGAGGCAACUUGACAACACGUAUAGUAUGGAGUAUUUUCGUGUUGGUCUUGGUAUUUGUUUUUACUGUUGUUUUGGCAAUGACCGACAGUUCUGGUUGGCCCGGAGUAUUCUUCUGGGUUACUAUGAUAUCCGUAGUUAUAUUAAACACUGCCAAUGGAAUUUAUCAAAAUUCAGUGUUUGGUAUGGCGGCAAAAUUACCCAGCAAAUACACAGGCGCUGUUAUCUUGGGCUCGAAUAUUAGUGGAACUAUUACAGCUGUAAUAAAUUUUCUUGCUCAAAUAAUGUCACCGAACGCGCGCACCGCUGCAAUAUAUUACUUCAUCACGGCUUUGUUCAUCCUUCUGGCUUGCUUUGAUACGUAUUUUGCACUUCCGAUUAAUAGGUUUUAUCGAUAUCACGAACUACUUUAUCAGAAAGAAAUGAAGAAAAGACAGUUGGAAAACAGUUCAAGAGGAAAUCACAGACCGCCCUACUGGACGGUAUUCAAAGGAUGUUUUCCGCAAUGUUUCAAUACAUUUUUGAUCUUUUUUGUGACUCUAGCACUUUUCCCGGCCGUUCAAUCUGACAUACAGUCUUCAGAUAUAAAUUUUAUAAUAACAUCCGAACAUUAUAGCAGUGUUAUGUGCUUUCUGACAUUUAACAUUACUGCCAUGCUCGGAAGUUCACUUGCGUCGCUGGUUCAGUGGCCCAGCAAGAAAUAUCUGAUCAUUCCUGUAAUUCUGCGUCUCGCUUACAUACCGUUGUUCUUAUUAUGCAAUUAUCAACCAGCUCGUACGGAAAGAAUAUUGCCAGUAUAUAUAGAUAAUGAUUGGAUAUUCUGGAUCGUUGCCAUUACAAUGGGCUUUAGUAGUGGCUACUUGUCAUCGUUAUCGAUGAUGUACUGUCCAAGAAUGGUGGAUUCGCAAUACGCAUCGACGGCCGGUAUGUUCGGAGCGGCUUCCUUGAUCACAGGAAUUUUCACAGGAAUUUUGUUCUCAAUGGUGAUGCCGAGUGUCGUGGCCACUGUGACGUUUUGAAAAUAAUUUUGUCUCGAAAUGCUCGCAAUUACUCAGGAGUUAGAAAAAAAAUUGACAUAGAUAACACGCACUGUUUAAAAAAAAUCUCAAAAAUGUGUCCACAAAAAAGAAAAUGUAUUUCAGACGUUCUUGAGAUGUUUUUUAAACGCGCAUUAAACGCUGAGUGUUUGUCUCUCACAGUUACAUACAAACAACUAUUACGACAAACAAAAAAUGCAACAGUUAUUCUUGUCUUUUGACGAGGUAACAAUCGGAAAAAAAAAAAAAAAAAAAAACAAAUGAUAUUUCAGGAAAGAAACGACAGCUGUUUCAGCACAAAUAAGAGUAACGUUUUGGAAAGUGUUUACUUAUACAUAAGUUAAAUCUUCAUACAUAUAUAUAUAUAUAUAUAUAUAAAAUUAUACAACUCUUUAGAUAACAGAAUUAAUUAUAACGCGAAGCAAGCUUUUAAUUUAAGAUAAGAACCUUUCGAAGUGAGGUGUGUUUUUCAUAAGCGUGUGACAUAACAUUUUUAUUGAUGAGUUUUCACACCCUGUUAAUAGUUAAUUACGAACGUAAAAGUAGUUUUACGAACGUAAGUUAUAUGUUACAUACAUAAGAUCAUGUGAAGUGCAUUAAUACCACAGGAUGAUUUACAACAGAUCUGAGCGAUGUAACUUUCCUUGAGAAACUUGAAAACUUUCACAUAAAUUAAACGGUAAUUUUACUAUUUUUUCUGCUUUUUUUUUAGAUUUAAAUGACGCAAAAAGUUUACAUGAAAAAGUUUCAUAUUUCAUCUUGGAGAAAAGUACAUUACAUUGUAUUACAUCGCUAGUCUGUGCUGAAAAAAAUACUGAAAUCCAUGGUUUUACGAGGAUUAGAAAAACUAAUUCUCUAUUAUUAAUGCCCCUAUAUGAUACCGGACCAAUAAGCCUUAAAGUUAUAAAAAGAAGAACUAUACGGCGCUCCAGUUUUUACAUUGUUCAAACAGAGACCAUUAAGUCUCGAUAGAGAUUUAAUGAAACAAGUAUAUUUAGAGAUUGAUAUAUUUAAAUUGUUCCUGAAUUUUGUUUUCUUUACUGAUUAAGUUUAAAAUACAGAAUUAUAUCAUUGGGUUCUUUAAUAUUUUCACGUGCUUAAAGACGUGAUAAAAAAAUUAUAUCUUCUUAAAUAAGUAUUUCUAUACGUUACAAUUUUAUAUAGACUACAUAAUAUUUACGCCUUUACGUUGCCAUAUUUACAUUUUUCUACAGAAGCAACAAACAAAAGCUAGUUGGGUUGUAAUUUAAUUUAAUAUACUGGUCAAAUACUAAGUAAGUAUAAUUAAAACACAAAUAAUUAUACUUUACUAUAUAUAUACAUAUAAAACUGAAAUUUAUUAUCAGUUCUCGAACUAUGCGAUUGAAAUGUUUAUAAUAAAAUUAAGGCCAACACAUUGAUUGAUUGCAAAGUAAUACAAAAUAAAAACCUAGUACAGUGGCCUUUUUUUCUUACAAUUUGAUGAGGAUCUGACAUAUAAAAUCUUUUUCUCAAAUCUUUAUAUUUAUGUGUUUUGCAAUUAACUACUAAAUCGUGUAUUAAUGUUUUUAUGGUUGUUUAUUUAGCAUUUUUAGAAAAUAACAGUGUGGAUAUUUGAAAUAUUAGUUUUUUAAUUUUAUCAAAAUGUGUUCAAGUAAAUAAACUUUCCGUAAUAAGUA